UACUAUUAUAGGCAUAGAUAAAUUAUGAUGGAUGUUGGUAAUAUUUAUAUUUGAUAAAGCCGGCGCCGAGGUUGCAGAGGAGAAGACGGUAAAGCCAUGAACGCCCCCGACCGCUACGAGAGAUUCGUCGUCCCUGAGGGGACUAAAAAGGUUUCUUACGAAAGAGACACCAAGAUCAUAAAUGCGGCGACCUUCACCAUCGAGAGAGAAGACCACACUAUUGGCAACAUCCUUCGAAUGCAAUUGCACAGAGAUGAGAAUGUUUUGUUUGCUGGCUACAAGCUUCCUCACCCUCUGCAGUACAAAAUCCUUGUUAGGAUCCACACGACCAGUCAGUCUUCUCCAAUGCAAGCAUAUAAUCAGGCUAUCAAUGACCUGGAUAAGGAACUUGAUCAUCUGAAGAAUGCAUUUGAGGUUGAGGUAGAAAAACAUUCAAGGGGACUUUUAAUGCCUGUUUGAGGAGCUGUUACCUUUCCGGUGCCUUUUUGGUCUGACUUUAAAAAGAAAAGAACCGAUAUCUUUGGGACAUUUUUCUUGUUUUUACUGAUGUGAUUCGGUAAAAGCUGUAAUGCUUGUUAUUGAGGCUUCUGUAAUGAUAUACUGUUCUGAAGUCUGUCUCAAAGCUGUUCAAGAAACAAACCUUCUGCGUUUCUGUAUUAUGUUUUUCUACCAAGCUGACAGUCUGGUAAAUGUUACUUAUCUGCUAUAUAAUUGUGCAUUUGCCUGUGGUAUUUGAUAGUUAAA
Molecule: messenger RNA, 744 nt
Organism: Gossypium raimondii (Peruvian cotton)
Lineage: Eukaryota; Viridiplantae; Streptophyta; Magnoliopsida; Malvales; Malvaceae
Product: DNA-directed RNA polymerases II, IV and V subunit 11
Exons: 5
Coding region: 97-459 (120 amino acids)
Biological process (GO): transcription by RNA polymerase II
Cellular component (GO): RNA polymerase II, core complex
Molecular function (GO): protein dimerization activity; DNA binding
Source: RefSeq, a predicted model, not a curated record